Papaver somniferum (opium poppy) is the source of this 684-nucleotide messenger RNA. RefSeq names its product prostatic spermine-binding protein-like. The transcript has 3 exons. The record is from RefSeq and is a predicted model, not a curated record. Bases 1 to 684 code for a protein of 227 amino acids. Lineage: Eukaryota; Viridiplantae; Streptophyta; Magnoliopsida; Ranunculales; Papaveraceae.
AUGAACUUGACAGAAAGACAAGUUAAUGAUUUCCGUAAUAACACUUUGAAUGAAAUAUUUAAAUGUGCAAAGGAAAUACGACUUGAAACUGAGGAGGAUGAGGAGAUUGAGGAGGAUGAUGAGGAUGAUGAGGAGGAUGGGGAGGAUCACAAGGAAGAUGAGGAGAUUGAGGAGGAUGAGGAAGAGGAGGAUGAUGAGGAUGAGGAGGAGGAUGGGGAGGGGCACAAGAAAGAUGAUGAGAUUGAGGAGGAUGAUGAUGAAAAGGAGGAGGAUGACAAGGUUGAGGAGGAGCACAAGGAAGAUGAUGAUGAUGGUGAUGACAAUGACAAGGAGGAGAACAAUGAAGAUGGUGAUGUGCAUGAUCAUAAUUAUGAUGAUAAUAAUGAUGAUGAUGGUGAUAACAAUGACAAGGAGGGUAGAAAGGGUGGUGAUACGCAUGAUCAUGACAAUGACAAAGAGGGUAGAAAAGGUGGUGAUGACGAGCAUGUAACUGAAUCUGAAAGGAAUGAAGUUCCGUCUGAAACUCCUGAAAAGCAAAGCACUCCUUCACCAAAGACCAAUGAGGCAAAUGAAGAAGAGGAUGGCAAGGAUGGAACAAGCCGAGGAGUUAAGUCUGGAACUGGUAACAAGCCGAGCACUCUUCUGCCAAAGGAAGUUGAAAUCGCUGAAGGUCAAACUGAUUAA